This is a messenger RNA of Erythranthe guttata (spotted monkey flower), 1307 nucleotides long. Its product is annotated as reticulon-like protein B5. The record is from RefSeq and is a predicted model, not a curated record. Gene Ontology annotation, biological process: response to bacterium. NCBI's taxonomy places the organism in Eukaryota, Viridiplantae, Streptophyta, Magnoliopsida, Lamiales, Phrymaceae.
UUUAAGUAAUUGUCCUCUCGCCUUUUUUCUUUUCAUAUUCAGGCAAUAGCGAGAGGAAUAAUUUAAGAUCUCGGAACCAGUGACGGAAAUAACUACACCGCGGCCGGCGAUUUAGAUCGGAGACUGUAAACGAUGGCCGAUCACGCCGGCGAACACGAGAAACACGAAUCCGUCGCUGAAUCUGUGAUGGAUAAGAUCACGGAGAAAUUCCACGGCAGCGACUCGUCGUCAUCUGAUUCCGAUAACGACAUCAAAUCAUCCGCCUCCGCGGUGAAGGCCAAGAUCUACCGCCUGUUCGGCCGUGAAACGCCAGUGCACAAGGUUCUCGGCGGUGGAAAACCUGCUGAUAUUUUCCUAUGGAGGGACAAAAAAACCACUGGUUAUGUGCUUGGUGUUGCAACCGCAAUUUGGGUGCUUUUUGAAUUGCUUGAAUAUCAUCUGCUCUCCCUUGUCUGUCAUUUCUUGAUCCUCGGUCUGGCAAUCCUUUUCUUGUGGUCGAAUGCUUCCACCUUUAUCAGCAAGUCUCGUCCUAAGUUUCCGGAAGUAAUUAUCAGUGAGAAUGUUGUCGUAAGUGUUGCUUCAGCUCUUACGAUAGAAUUCAACCGAGCUUUUGCCAUACUUCGAGAGGUAGCAUCUGGGAAAGAUCUGAAGAAGUUCUUGGCGGUGAUAGCUGGCCUUUGGGUUCUUUCUGUUCUGGGAAGCUGCUUCAACUUCCUCACUCUGUUUUACACCUGUUUUGUUUUGUUGCACACAGUACCUGUGCUUUAUGAAAAAUACGAGGACCAGGUUGAUGCAUUUGCUGAGAAAGCUGAGCAUGAAAUCAAGAAACAAUACGCCGUGUUUGAUGUCAAGGUUUUGAGCAAAUUACCUAAAGCAAUUCUCAAAUACAAGAAGUUUUGAAAACCCCCCAUGAGGUGGUGGUGGUGUGCUGGUGUUACUAGGUUCUUGGCUAGCUGUGUUUUUCCUUUUUGUUGUUGUGCCUUAGUUGUCUGAAAGUACCCAUGUUUGGUGGCUUGGUUUUGCUACGUCUGGGUUCACUAGGUAAAAUGGUUCUCGUAUUUUACUUGGGCAGUUUCCGAGUCUGUGUGCUACUACAAAUUCUAAAUUAAUAUGCUUCAUUGAAAGCUGAAUAUUUAUUCGUAUGAUUGAUGAUGGCUCAACCUUCUUCUGGUUUGUUUAGCAUACCGGAAACGAAUGUUGAAAAUUUACUCCAUUCAGAAACUGCAAUCUUACCGAGGGAAAGUUUAUUUUUCAUGGUGGAUUUGAAUCAUAUUCUAUUUCCGUUAUUCGGAGAAUGUUUAAUCGAA